ACUAUCAAGCUGCUGAAUAUCCCAUCCGGGUCAAUAGGGGUCGCGUGAGGGUUGCUUAACAGAAACAUGUUGUUACGUAGAGUCCUACAGUGUGGUGUUCCUGCACUCAAAGUCAGUCGGUCCAUUCAUCAGAGUGCGCCAUGGAGAAGUCCACUCAUACCAAUAGUUGUGGAGCAGACGGGCCGAGGAGAGCGAGCAUAUGACAUCUACUCAAGGCUGCUUCGAGAGAGAAUCAUUUGUGUUAUGGGUCCAAUCGAUGACUCUGUAGCUUCUCUGGUUAUCGCUCAGCUGCUCUUUCUCCAGUCUGAGAGCAACAACAAGCCUAUUCACAUGUACAUCAACAGUCCUGGUGGUGUGGUUACAGCUGGACUUGCGAUCUAUGACACUAUGCAGUACAUCCUAAAUCCCAUCUCAACCUGGUGUGUGGGUCAGGCCGCCAGUAUGGGCAGUCUGCUUCUGGCCGCAGGAACCGCAGGCAUGAGGCAUUCCCUGCCCAAUGCCCGGAUCAUGAUGCACCAGCCCUCCGGAGGAGCAAGGGGGCAAGCAACAGAUAUUGCCAUACAGGCUGAGGAGAUUCUCAAACUCAAAAGACAGAUCAACAACAUCUAUUGCAAACACACAGGGCAGCCUUUGGAGACUAUAGAGAGCGUGAUGGAGAGAGACCGGUACAUGAGCCCGAUGGAAGCACAGGAUUUCGGGAUCAUCGACAAAGUCCUGGUUCAUCCACCACAGGCUGGGCAGGAUGAGCCAGAACUCAUUCAAAAAGAGCCCACCAGCCCUGCAAGCGCCUCCACCACCUCCCCUCAACCUCAAGCCUCUGAGCCGGGCCAGUCCGGCAGCAGCCCUCCCUCCUCAUACAAGCCUGAGCCCUGAAAGAGACACUCCCAGCAGGAGCGAGUGAACUACUGCAUCACUGGUUCAGUGUCUGUUUUGGCAGAUGUUUGAGGGGACAGUCACCAGCUCACACGUCAUAAUCUGAACCUUGUGACCUUCCUUUUGUACCUUUUAUUGAGUAUCACUAAGCCUAGUCCUGAGACAGUACUGGAAUCUGGAUUUAACAGAUGCAAGUGUAAAGAUACUCAGUCUAGCCCUUAUAUUUGUAUGAAGUACAAAUAAAGGCAUCUUUAGCAAGAAUUUGGUUCAUUGUAAACAAUCUAGAUGGGAACACAUGCUUACAGCACAGGGUUUCAAGUCUAUAUUAUUUGGAUGUGUGUUGCCAUGUCACACAAUAUACUUUGAGUUGUAAAUGUGCCCCUCAUUUAAUAUAAUCCAUGUCAAAAUGAUUUAGAGCAAGAGAUUUUAUAGAUGAAUUUUCAAAUAAAUCAUUGGUUAAAUAUGGAUUGUUUUCCUGUCUUUUGAAAUCCGAAUAUUUUACCAAAGGUACACCCCAGUUCAAAACUUUUGGGUCUGUAUGAAUUUUUAAAUAGGAAAUAUGUACAUUUAUACAGCAAGUAU
Molecule: messenger RNA, 1455 nt
Organism: Sinocyclocheilus rhinocerous
Lineage: Eukaryota; Metazoa; Chordata; Actinopteri; Cypriniformes; Cyprinidae
Product: ATP-dependent Clp protease proteolytic subunit, mitochondrial-like
Exons: 7
Coding region: 67-873 (268 amino acids)
Biological process (GO): protein quality control for misfolded or incompletely synthesized proteins
Cellular component (GO): endopeptidase Clp complex
Molecular function (GO): ATP-dependent peptidase activity; ATPase binding; serine-type endopeptidase activity
Source: RefSeq, a predicted model, not a curated record